This is a messenger RNA of Trichophyton rubrum CBS 118892, 3288 nucleotides long. RefSeq lists its product as uncharacterized. The transcript is spliced from 3 exons. The record is from RefSeq and is a predicted model, not a curated record. Gene Ontology annotation, biological process: pyruvate metabolic process; malate metabolic process. The coding region runs from base 1864 to 3288 and encodes 474 amino acids. Gene Ontology annotation, cellular component: mitochondrion. Gene Ontology annotation, molecular function: malate dehydrogenase (decarboxylating) (NAD+) activity; NAD binding. Lineage: Eukaryota; Fungi; Ascomycota; Eurotiomycetes; Onygenales; Arthrodermataceae.
GAAAGAAGAGAGCCCAACGGUUGCUAAAAUGUGGCUUGUGAAAUUAUAUAUCCAUCGGUUUGAUUGGGUUGUUUGUCCAUACUUUGGGUUCUGGGCCCUGGAAAUUUUGUUGGGCAGUCCCAAAACCAAACGUUGUCUUCAAACCAUGGUUGGCAGGGAUCUUCCCUGUUCGUCUAGGGUGGAGAGGAAGCAUAUCCAUACCCUGUCAGAAACUACCCUUGUCAAGCUUGCAGCGGAUCGGGAGCUUCCCUUGUCAGGAUGGGACGUCGAAGGAACUCAGGAUCCUCUUGUGGUGAGUACGGAGUAUUGAAUGCCCAAAAAGGGGACUUGAGGACGGAGGGCUGUAAAUUAAUUUCGAACACCAUUUGAAUAGUUGUAUCAAAAACCCAACCCUUAGACUCCGGGUCCUCCAGAGCUGGGUACGAUGAUCAAAGCACCUUCAUAAGCGGAAGCAAAAAAGAAAAGAAAAUAAAAAAGUACAACAACAGCAGCCAGAAAAGAAGCAAUUGUAGGCCAAGACACAAGUUCGUCAUUGCACGAUCGGGCAAUGGACGGUUGAACAACGUCUUUCCCUGGUGAUCGUGCGCAGGAGCUUUGCUUCGAUCUGGUGGUAGUCAGUCACUCUACCAUGACGCAGGAACGUAACUAUGUGUGAGUAUACUUCAGACACUGUCAGACACCCCAAAUAAAAAGUCUCUGAUAUGCGCGUUCAGCGCCGGGAACGAAGUUUUAGCCAGCCAGUGGCCGCCCUGUCGCAUUUCAAAUUCUCGGGAAGAGUUGCUCCCCUUGGGCUUUGGUGAAACGCAUCUCGUCCAGUCCAGCUCGAGCGCGCCAGCGGCGUUGCAGUCAGACUGUCCCGACAUCGCCCGAUCCCGAAGGAGUUACCUCCGCAAGGCAUCGCAAGCUUCACACUGAGUUUCCUUGUCGUGACGGGCAGGCUAACUUCUGCUUGCUCUCCUCUUCUCCCUGCCCUUGCUCGCUGUCCCCUUCCCUUCCCCAGAAUCCGGCUCCAAUCCUGGUUUCAAAAGCAAAGCAAAGGAGAGCAUAGCGAGAAACCGUACUGACGUGGGCCCCUGGAAGAAGAUUGGUUACCAUUAACUAUAUAUCGACGGCCUCUUCCUCGUUCCUCGGGAGGGAGAUGCUUUCUCGUCCACCUCUCCCGACGCAUCACAGGCUUGCUUCUGUUGCUUCUUCUUCUUCUUCUUUUGCUGCUGCUGCUGCUCGCACUCGCACACUCACCUCUCAUUCUGCUGCCCCCCUUGCCUCACUGCCAUUGCGCUCCAGACCCAGCAUGAUCGGUCCCAGCCUGUACUGCCCCCAGUAUAACGCCAUGCACUCCUCGUCUCCUGCCCAGUCGCCCGCCGGCUCGACUGGCUCUCCAGUUGACGGCUACUUCGACACUGCGAACCCAGGCUACAUCCGCAAGUAUCUGCGGACAUACGGACUCACGCCGCCGCGUGCAGAGAGCUACGAGGUGCAGAAGACAAGAUGUAAGUGCGCAUGAAGCUUCACAGAACGGUGCAGAAGCUGACUGCCGCUACAGGUCUUGCCCAGCUAGCUCUCAAGUCUACCCCCAUCGAGAAGUUCCUCUACCUCAGCACAAUCCGCAAGAACAGUGUGCAUCUGUUCUACCGCCUGGUCAUGGACCAUCUACAGGUAUAUGCGUGAUCCCGGGCCGUUAGACAAGUGAUUGGUGGACGGAAGACUGACAGUUGUGUAGGAGCUUACUCCCCUGAUCUACACACCCGUUGUUGGUGAGGCUUGCCAGAAAUGGUCCGAGAUAUAUCAGCAGCCCGAAGGUGAGCUUUGUGGUGUGAUCCUACGCCUUCUACGAGCUGUGCCGUAUUAACUUUCGGUGUAGGAAUGUACCUUAGCUAUGAAGACCGCGGAAACAUUGCUGCAGUUAUCCAGAACUGGCCCCAGCCAAAUGUUGACAUUACCGUCAUCACUGAUGGCUCGAGAAUAUUGGGAUUGGGCGAUCUCGGAAUCAACGGAAUGGGCAUCCCAAUUGGCAAGCUUGCCCUCUAUACUGCCUGUGCUGGCAUCAGGCCUGAAGCUACUCUCCCCCUCACCCUUGACUUGGGAACCAGCAAUAAGGCUCUAAGAGAAGAUCCCCUGUACAUGGGUAGCCGCCGUGGCAAGGUUACUCAGGAGCAGGAGCUUGAGUUCAUGGAUGAGCUUAUGGCUGCAUUGACCGAAAGAUGGCCAGGUAUUGUUAUACAAUUUGAAGACUUCAAGAAUCCUUUCCCGGCCCUCGAAAAAUACCGACACAACUACACUUGUUUCAACGAUGAUAUCCAGGGAACUGGAGCCGUCAUUUUGGGCGGUGUGAUAAAUGCCGUCAAGCGAUCUGGCGUUCCACCAAAGGACCACCGUGCUGUGUUCCUCGGCGCCGGAAGCGCAGGAGUAGGUGUUGCUAAGCAGAUCGUCGAUUUCUUUGUCAAGGAGGGAAUGACAGAGGAUGAGGCCAAAGCUUGCUUCUACCUUGUUGACACUAAGGGUCUUGUCACUGCGGACCGAGGCGACAGACUCGCAGCUCACAAAGUCUACUUUGCCCGCCAUGAUAACAACGGCCAGCAGUUCAAGACCUUGGAAGAAGUUGUAGACCAUGUCAAGCCCACCAUGCUGAUGGGUCUCUCCACCCUUGGAGGCGUCUUCACCCCCGAGAUCCUCAAGAAGAUGGCCGAUAAUAACAAGCAGCCCAUCAUCUUCCCUCUCUCGAACCCCUCCGCUAACUCAGAAUGUGACUUCAAGUCUGCCAUCACUCACACCGACGGCCGUGCCCUGUUUGCUUCAGGCUCUCCAUUCCCUUCAUUCUCCUUCAAGAAUAGCGCUGGUGAGACAUCGACCUACUACCCUGGCCAAGGCAACAACAUGUAUGUCUUCCCCGGUAUCGGACUCGGAACCAUCCUCUCCAAGGCCGUCGAAGUCACCGAUAGCAUGAUCUACGCCGCGGCAGACGCCCUUUCAACAUCCCUGACAACCGAGGAGCUUGACCGAGGCCUGUUAUACCCUGAAAUCACAAGAAUCCGUGAAGUCAGCGUUGCCGUUGCCAGAGGAGUCAUUCGUGCCGCCCAGGAGGCCAAAGUGGACCGCGAAACGGCGAUCCGAACCUUCACCGACUCUGAUCUGGACUCUUGGAUCAAAUCCAAGAUGUAUAACCCGCAUUCCGAGGUUAACUCGCUCGAACGCGAAGUUGGUAUUCUCCUCUCCUCCAUCGGCCGUAUGAAUGGCACCUCGAACGGAGACAUAUCGCCUCGUGGUGAGGACCAAGGCUCCAAGCUCUAG